UUUUCAUUAUGAUUUUAAUAAUGAACAUUAAUGUCAAAUAAUUAGAAAAUCCGAUAACCGGUUAGAAGUCAACACUUUUCUAACCUAAGAGAGAAGUGUCUACAGACAGCAAUUUGUAAAUGCGAAAAAAUUUUAAAAAAGAUUUUUAUAUUAGAUCUCUAAAAAUAUUAUUAAGUUCUCCGCCAAUAAGAUGGUAUUACGGAUCUCUGUUCUCAAGCAUUUCGCUAAAAAUUCUUAUAAAUUCAAGGUUAAAAAUAUUUGGAAUAAUGUUGAUGAAACUUAUAUUCGUUCUUACGCGAAUCUAUCACGAUUAUCACCCCAAGAGGUGACUGAUAUAUUAAAAAUGAAUGAAUUUACGAAAGAAUUUGAAGGUUCAAAUUCUAUUAAAAGUUAUGAUUCAAAUCAAUUAGCUUCCAAUAAUCCUAUAGAAGAUACUAGAUCAGAAGCAAAAUGUUUAUUAACUAAUGGAAUUUUAUUUGGUAUAUUCGAUGGUCAUGGUGGAAAUGCUUGUGCCCAAGUAGUUUGCAAACGCCUUUUAAGUUAUAUUGCGGUAUCUCUGACUUCUUCAAAUAUAUUACAAACAUUUUUGGAAUCUCUUAUCUCUGGCAAGAACUUAGAGUUACUUGAAACAUUUAAUGAUAAAACAAAAUUUAUCAAUGAAUUAAAUGAAAUUUAUAAAACAAGUUUCAUCGAUUUUAUAAAGUACAUAUUAACAAAUUAUAAAAAAGAAUUUCAAGUGCAAACUGCAAUAGAAAAUGCUUUUCUUAGGCUUGAUAAUGACAUUUCAGAUGAAGCAUUAAAUGCAAAAGGGAAAAAUAUAAUAAGAACUCUUUCUAUAGCAAUGUCAGGCGCAGUUGCUGCAGUUGCACAUAUUGACGGACCUCACCUACAUGUUGCUAAUGUAGGAGAUUGUCAAGUAGUUUUAGGAGUCGCUUCAGAAAACAAUGGUUGGUUGGCUAAAAUGAUGUCGGUAGAGCACAACACUGAUAAUCAUGCAGAAGUUGAAAGAAUUUUUUCAGAACACCCAGCAAAUGAGAGAUCAACUGUAAUAAAAAUGGAACGACUUUUGGGUCAAUUAGCACCACUUCGUUCAUUAGGAGAUUUUAGAUAUAAAUGGAGUAGUGAGGUUUUGAAUGAGAAAGUGGUACCAUUUUACGGAGAAAAUGUAAUACCUCCUGACUACUAUACCCCACCUUAUUUGACAGCUAAACCCGAAAUAAAAUAUCAUAAGCUAAGACCUCAAGAUAAAUUUUUAAUUAUUGCUUCUGAUGGUCUAUGGGAUUUAAUAUCGCCACUAGAAGCUGUUCGACUUGUUGGUGAACAUAUGAGUGGCAAAGUAACUUUAAGUCCAUUACGAUUACCUCAAAAAAAUAUGAAAUUAUCAGAUAUCAAUAAAAUGCUUUUGCAGCGAAAGGAAGGAUUAAAGAAAAAACCCUUAGACGCCAAUGCAGCCACGCAUUUAAUAAGAAAUGCAUUGGGUGGAACAGAAUACGGAAUAGAUCAUGUAAAAAUAUCAAAAAUAUUAACAUUACCAAGUGAAGUAGUAAGAUUGUUCAGAGAUGACAUAACGGUAACUGUGGCAUACAUGGAUUCAGAAUUUCUUAGACAUUAUCCUUAAAUAAAACCAUCAUUGUUUUUAUUAUACUGAAAUAAAUACAUUAUUC
Ceratosolen solmsi marchali is the source of this 1664-nucleotide messenger RNA. It is a transcript of the gene Pdp, whose product is annotated as pyruvate dehydrogenase [acetyl-transferring]-phosphatase 1-like protein, mitochondrial. Gene Ontology annotation, molecular function: cation binding; [pyruvate dehydrogenase (acetyl-transferring)]-phosphatase activity. Gene Ontology annotation, biological process: protein dephosphorylation. The transcript has 5 exons. The record is from RefSeq and is a predicted model, not a curated record. NCBI's taxonomy places the organism in Eukaryota, Metazoa, Arthropoda, Insecta, Hymenoptera, Agaonidae. Gene Ontology annotation, cellular component: mitochondrion. Bases 191 to 1618 code for a protein of 475 amino acids.